Molecule: messenger RNA, 1840 nt
Organism: Perognathus longimembris pacificus (Pacific pocket mouse)
Lineage: Eukaryota; Metazoa; Chordata; Mammalia; Rodentia; Heteromyidae
Gene: Slc30a7
Product: solute carrier family 30 member 7
Exons: 11
Coding region: 235-1365 (376 amino acids)
Biological process (GO): transmembrane transport; zinc ion transport; intracellular zinc ion homeostasis
Cellular component (GO): Golgi apparatus; membrane
Molecular function (GO): zinc ion transmembrane transporter activity
Source: RefSeq, a predicted model, not a curated record
CCAGGUCCCCGCCUCUCCCUUUCCCGUCCCAGGACGCGUUGCGCGGCCGAGGCCGGAAGUUGGCGGGUUCCCGGGUGCGUGUCCGUGUGUGUCUGUCUCGCGGCGGCGCGCGGCCUCGGCCCCGGCCGAGCUCUCGGGGUUCCCGUCCUUAGGGGCGUCGCCCGCUGUCACUGUCACUACCCCGCGGAGCCCCUGCGGAGGGGAGCAGGCCGGCCCUGUCGUCGGGCGAAGAAGAUGCUGCCCCUGUCCAUCAAGGAUGACGAGUACAAGCCACCCAAAUUCAAUCUGUUCGGCAAGAUCUCGGGCUGGUUUAGGUCCAUCCUGUCGGACAAGACGUCUCGGAACCUGUUCUUCUUCCUGUGCCUCAACCUCUCCUUCGCUUUCGUGGAACUGCUCUAUGGCAUCUGGAGCAACUGCUUAGGCCUGAUCUCCGACUCUUUCCACAUGUUUUUCGACAGCACUGCCAUUUUGGCCGGAUUGGCAGCUUCUGUCAUUUCCAAGUGGAGAGACAAUGAUGCUUUCUCUUAUGGGUAUGUAAGAGCGGAAGUCCUGGCUGGCUUUGUCAAUGGCCUGUUUCUGAUCUUCACCGCUUUUUUCAUUUUCUCAGAAGGAGUUGAGAGAGCCUUAGCUCCUCCAGAUGUUCACCACGAGAGACUGCUGCUUGUUUCAAUUCUUGGGUUCGUGGUAAACCUCAUAGGAAUCUUUGUGUUCAAGCAUGGAGGUCAUGGACAUUCUCAUGGCUCUGGCCAUGGGCACAGUCAUUCCCUCUUUAAUGGUGCUCUCGACCCAGUCCAAGGCCAUGGAGAUCAUUGCCAUAGUCAUGAGAUGAAGCACGGUGCUGCACACAGCCAUGACCAUGCUCACAGUCAUGGCCACUUCCAGUCUCACGAUGGCCCUUCUGUAAAAGAAACAACAGGACCCAGUAGACAGAUUUUACAAGGUGUAUUUUUACACAUUUUGGCAGAUACACUUGGGAGUAUUGGUGUUAUUGCCUCUGCUAUUAUGAUGCAGAAUUUUGGUUUGAUGAUAGCAGAUCCUAUCUGUUCAAUCCUCAUAGCUAUGCUUAUUGUUGUAAGUGUUAUUCCUCUUUUAAGAGAAUCAGUUGGAAUACUAAUGCAAAGAACUCCUCCUCUGCUGGAAAAUUCUCUGCCUCAGUGCUAUCAGAGGGUGCAGCAGUUGCAAGGAGUUUACAGUUUACAGGAGCAGCACUUCUGGACUUUAUGUUCUGAUGUCUAUGUUGGGACCUUGAAGUUACUUGUAGCACCCGAUGCUGAUGCCAGGUGGAUAUUAAGCCAAACACAUAAUAUUUUCACUCAGGCUGGAGUGAGACAGCUUUAUGUACAGAUUGACUUUGCGGCCAUGUAGCGAAUGAAGAGAAAUUAUUUUUUGGACCAAAUUUUCUGGUACUGUGCAAUCCAAAAUAUUGUACCCAGCUCUUUAAACUCGAGAAAUCGUCGCCACAGCUCCCUGCACCAAGCAGACCAGGUAGCCAGCCAAGUGUGCAGCCGCGGGGGUGCCACUGAGAAGGAGGCGCCUCAAUUGGGUCUGCUUUGUGCUCUUCUCACUAAGCCAUUCUGAUUGCUGAGGUUUCUGGUUUUGUUCUAGGGUGUUGGUUUGUCCCAUACAUACACACACACACACACACACACACACACACACACACACACACACACUUUUUUGCUUCUUUGGUGAUGGUGGUGGAGGUUCAUGUUAGAUACCUUCACUCUGUCUCAUCCCAUCCAGCCAGUGAAAAAUUCAGAUUGUGGGCCUGCAGCCAUCGAAAUAUCUUCAUAGAAGCUGCUGGAAACCACUGCUUUUAUCCUCACAAAACCAGUGUUAC